This is a messenger RNA of Cimex lectularius (bed bug), 1563 nucleotides long. RefSeq names its product SET and MYND domain-containing protein 5 (gene Smyd5). Gene Ontology annotation, molecular function: protein binding. NCBI's taxonomy places the organism in Eukaryota, Metazoa, Arthropoda, Insecta, Hemiptera, Cimicidae. Bases 269 to 1423 code for a protein of 384 amino acids. The transcript has 9 exons. The record is from RefSeq and is a predicted model, not a curated record.
CGGUCUCUAAACACCACACAUUAUUAUUACUUUUCGAAUCGCUAAAAUUUAAAUAGUGAAUAGGCCGGAGUCUAACUAUGACGCAAUGUGAUGAAAUGCCAUUCCAACCGGCGUUAAGUCGACAAUGCGGCGACUUCUGUUGAAGGCCGUUGUCGUGCCCGGCCCAUGCCCAUGCUGAACUCUUACGACGUCCGUCAACAGAACGCAAGUGGUUAUUCAUAAUUCGCUCUUCACCUUUGUAAUCUAACAAUUACAAAGGCGAUUCGUCAUGAGUUCCGACUGUGGAUUCGAAUGUAAAAAGAUCAGUGAGCUUAAAGGAAUCGGAUUGUUCGCGACGAAGAGUUAUCGGGAGGGCGAGACGAUUUUCGUAGAAGAUCCGUUGGUCGCUGCACAGUUUUCGUGGAAUGAAGCUUACGGCUAUCUAGCUUGUCACCACUGUCUGAGACCCUUAGAGACAGUAGAAGAGAAUGUGAAAAGGCUUACGAAUAACUCAAACAUUAUUGUGCCGCUGCCGAAGUUGUGCUCGACGGACCAGUCUAAACACAGAGCCUGUGAGUUGUGUGAGAUACAGUUUUGCAGUGAUGUCUGUAAAGAAUUGGCAUUUCAACAGUACCACAAUGCGAUAUGUUUUGCUAAAAAACCUUCCCUUUUAGGGCUGUGUGAAAAAUGGAAAAAAAUACAUUAUCCUCCAGAAACUACUAGCAUUAUGCUUUUACUAAAGAUAAUCGGAAUGGUCGAACAAGCCGAAGGAAAUGAAGAAUUAAUGAAUAGAUUUUUAAAUUUUAGCCAUGGGUCUUCAGAUGAAAGAGAGGGUAUGCUUUUAAAACUAUUCGGACCUGAAAAUUCGGAGAAACUUAAAAUACUUCAUACACAACUCACACAAUCGCUUUCUGUGAGGCAUGCUGGAUCUCUUGUUUCAGAGGAAGGGAUGAAAUCUCUGUUCGCUCUCAUCGGACGAAACGGUCAAGGGAUCGGCACAAGUGUUUUCAGCGAGUGGGUGAAAGUAGUAGAAAAACACGAAAUGUCUAAUGAAGACAAGGAAAGGACGGACAACUUUAUUGAUGCUGUCUAUCAGGCGAUGGACGAAUAUGUCGGCACCUUCCUUAACACCGAAGGGUCUGGACUUUACGAAACACAGAGGUGCAUAAAUCACAGUUGCAGUCCGAAUGCCGUCGUCACAUUCCCAUAUAGUAAUUCGACUUUGCUGCUACAAGCAAAAACAAACAUUGAACCCGGAGAUGAAAUAUGUAUUAGUUAUUUGGACGAUUGUCAACUUGAAAGGAGUCGACAUUCGAGAAACAAAGAUUUUAGAGAUUAUUAUCUAUUUGAAUGUACUUGUGAGAAAUGCUUGAGUCAGUUGAAUGACCCUGAUGUUACGAGUGAAGAAGAAAGUGAAGAAGAGGUCGAGGAUAUGGAUUGUUAACCCAUCUAUAACCAUAAAUAAAACAAAAUCAUAAAGUAUUUAACUUUUUAAGAUCAUAUAAAACUUAAAUAAUAUCGUUAUACAAGACUGUUCUAGAAGUCCUUAUGCAUCAAAAUAUAUUAUUUACUUUCAUCCCAAAA